AAGAUCUCUGUUGCUGUUUUUUUUCGCGUUCAAGAUCCAAUCAAAAAAAGAAGUAUACUCAUUCACGCACAGAUAUCGGUCACUAGUUGCUAGCAGAACCAAACAGAAUGUACUGCGAAACAGCGGGUCGCUUCCGCUCGAGCGGGUGUGAAGGCACCGAAACCAAGCCGAGCACAUCAAUGCCGAGGAAAGACCGCAGCACGUGUUGUAAGACGAAGGCUUUAAUGUCUCUCGACGCCCUCACAACAAGUGGGCGAAAUGGGUCCAGCAGAAGAAAAUCAAAAACCGGAGUAGCAGCAGCUCGACCUGCUCAACAACAUUCCAAACCGGCACGCCGGCGCUGCAGCAACUGGUCGGCGCCGAUGAAGAAAGUCGCAAAGGGUUGCGUAGCGUCAGCCGCGGUUUUCUUCUCUCCCAAUGCGCCACUCUCUGGUGUCCAGGCCGCUGUCGACGAAAACGGCAACGUUGUCGAUGGCGGGGAGAUGAAGAUUAUGAUGCCUCCUACGCCCGAAGGGUUCAACGCGAGCGAGCCGGAUCCGGAUCCGCCGAGCCAGGACCGGAUUCUGAAGCUGCUGAUGUACGAGCUUGGGCAAUACAACUCGUUCAAGAUCCCGCGGUUCGUCAAUUUCUACGAGUACGAGGACUUUCAGGACAAGGACUGCCCGCAGAAGCUGGUGCAGAUGACCAAGGAGUUUCAGGAUUUGUCCGAAACCGUAACGCAGUGGCACUACAAUUUCACCGGAACCGCGGGGCUUUUCUACCUAGUGCAGGACAAAAACGCACCGGGCAUCGACAUCAGCUGGCUGUGGAUGGCACAACACUUCCAGCAUCGCGUGUCCUCGCUGCUGCAGCGCUUCAUCGCGUGGAUAAUGGUACUUGAUAUCACAGUUCGUUAUUUAUUCCCACUUGUGUUUAGCGGCGGUCACCUUACCAAUACUAGUGCAGCAGCUGUGUAUGACAGUUGACGUGAAGUCCAUCUUCAUGUUGAAUGAUAAAGAACAACUUCGAGUAGAAGUGAUUCUCGGGAAAGAAACUCGUUCAAAAUUUUGUCAAAGGUUUUCUCCCUGUCGACCAAUUCCCACGACCCCGGUUGCCUGUACUUCACGCCCGGCGUAAGAAAAAUCAUCGUCGAGAUGCUCACGCAUAUGAAACGGUUGCAGCAGGACAAUAUGGCUUUGUUAUGGAACGGGGCCGCUUUUGGCAUGCUGGGGGACGUCACCCGAGACGACUUUGAGGAAUGGGAACUAACGGAAGAGGAAAAAGUCGACUUCGGCAUCGCCAACAAAACCCGGGAGCAAAUCAUUGAAGACAGGAAAAAACCAAAGAGCAGGUAGAAGUUUCACUUUCCGUUGUCCACCUCCUCUUGAAGUAGUUGAACACAAAAUUUUGCAGGAUCAGGACCAGUGUAUAAGUUGAAAAUCUCGAAUGAAUACAAAUCUCUUGCUCUUUCUCAUCCAGAUUUUCGCAGAACCUGAUAUUCGCGAACAUGUAUACGGGUUCUGUGUCCCAGUGGGCGAACUUCUACGCGUACCGCAUGACGAACGAGGUGCAAACCGUUUUGACCAAGUGGGAUGAGGUGAAGCAGGAGAUUGCCAUCGAGGCACAGGCGCACGACAAGGUCAAGUCCCACCACCAGAACGAGCACGGCAUGUUUUUGCCGUAUGAACUGUGGCGCCGGGAGGUCUUCAAGCAGUGGGCCGUAGACAAGGGGCUUCUGCGGGGAAUCCUGAGACACGUCGUGGACGAUCUCUAUGCGGUGCGCUCCCUGGCAGACUUCGGCGCCGGCGGCGGACACUACGCGAAAUGGCUGAACGACACCGGGUUGCUCACCGCAUUUGCCUACGACGGAAUUCAGGGUAGAAAGUGAACUGUUGGGGCGAUGAUGUGAAUCACAAUGCUGGUCGUCAUUUGGAAAAUAUUUUUUCACAUUUAUCAAGAAGUUCUUUCCGCAAAAUGUUCUCUAUCCCUCCAGGUGUCACCGACGUGACAAAAGGCGCUGUGCAGUACUGGAACUUGGUAGAGGACCAGGAUGGGCACCCGCGCACCUACGACUACGGCAUGUGCCUGGAGGUUCUCGAGCACAUUCCCAAGGAAUUCUCCGGCAGCGUUAUCACGACGAUAUCCAAAUACGUCAAGAACCGGCUCAUCAUGUCCUGGAGCAGCGACCGAGAGGGUAUCGGCCACGUCAACUGCAAGGGGGAGGAAGAGUGGGUGCCGUACGUGGAAAGCUUUGGGUGGAAGCAGAACAAGGAGCUCACCUUCAUGCUGAAAAACAAUGCCACAGUCGAGUACAUCUCAAACUCGGUCAACGUCUUCGAUCGGGUGGCGUGAUGAAUAUGGAAAAAGUGCUGGUAGGGAACCCACGGGGUCGCAAUCCUGCUCGGUUUUUUUACCAUGCCUCAAGCGAAGUUGUUAAGUAAGUACGAAUGAAAUGAAGUCGCUCAAUUUGAUAUACAUUUUCGAGAACUUUCUUUCCCCACACUAUAUUCGAUGUCAAGAUAGCUCAAUGUUGCCGUGAAUGUGACUCGCUCGAGAACAUUGCUCGACGUUUGACAAAAGUGCUCGGUAUGAACAGUGAUAGAACGACAGUAAGUGCCAGUGAAUCUUCACCCAGCUCGGCUUUGAAAAAAAAGGCAAGCUCCGCAACGCACGAGAAACUGCAAAACUCUGUGCCCUCUUUUGUGUAAAGCUGGCAGAAUGCUCCUCGGUCAACUGAGUUUAUUAGGAAAAAGCAAAGAAAGAAAAACAAAUUUAAUUUCGGUGUACAAAGUUGUACUUCGUUUGAUGCAAAAAAGUCUGGACGGAUCGGUGCCUCUCGUACAUCAAUGUCGUGGAAAGUCGAAACAUCCUCGGUCCUGCUUGCAGUCGUUCGCAUCCUUCUCGGUAUGUGUGAUCUUAUCGUGGAACUAAAGACUGUCGUCCUUUCUGUCAUCGUGCAAAAAUGUAAGCGUUUGGGCAGCUUUCGUCACGAUUGGCCAAAACGUCGCUGAAUGUCGUCCUACUGUGCACGAAUAAAAUGAUCACAGGGCCCGUACCAGCAGCGUGACGGAC
This is a messenger RNA of Amoebophrya sp. A120, 3051 nucleotides long. NCBI's taxonomy places the organism in Eukaryota, Dinophyceae, Syndiniales, Amoebophryaceae. The record is from the annotation of a GenBank genome assembly.